AUGGCCUCUUCUGCAGCUGUUCAGGCAAACCCUGCGGUCCCCUUCUUCGAUAGGCAACAAUCGCUAGCUAUUCUGGAGACCGAGGACAAUUCCGACAUCCGCUGCAAAUACCGUCCCUUCAUUCUCGAGGAUGACGCCGCGGAAGACUGGGUCAACAGGCUCGAGUUGACAACCGCCAUGGACAUGGCGGCGCAGGAGUUGGUAAAGUCUAACAACCGGCUAAAAGUCCUGGUCCUGUACGGCAGUCUCCGUCGGCGAUCCUACUCCCGCCUCGUGGCGUUGGAAGCCAGUCGGAUUCUUUUUCGUCUCGGGUGCGAUGUCCGCGUGUUUGAUCCCGAGGGUCUGCCGGUGAAGAAUGAUACCGAACACAACCACCCCAAGGUGCAGGAGCUGCGGGAGCUCAGCAAAUGGAGUGAUGGGCAUGUUUGGGUGUCUCCUGAGCAACAUGGGAACCUGACCGCCGUCUUCAAAAACCAGAUCGACUGGAUCCCACUCAGCAGCGGAAGCGUGCGCCCCACGCAGGGUCGCACGCUGGCGAUCGCACAGGUAUGUGGCGGAUCGCAAUCUUUCAACGCGGUCAACUCCCUGCGCAUCCUCGGCCGGUGGAUGCGCAUGUUCACCAUCCCGAACCAGUCCUCGAUCCCCAAAGCCUAUACCCAUUUCCCGGACGAGGGGCGGCCGGGUGAUCAACGGCUGCUGCCGAGCGGGAAUCGCGACCGCCUGGUGGAUUGCAUGGAGGAGUUUGUGAAAUAUACCAUCCUGAUGCGGCCGCACCUGGAGUUGUUUGGGGACCGGUAUAGUGAGCGGGAGGAGAAGCGGGUGAAGGAGGAGAGGGCCCGCGCGGAAUCAGGAGUCUAG
Aspergillus uvarum CBS 121591 is the source of this 858-nucleotide messenger RNA. Its product is annotated as arsenate resistance ArsH. Lineage: Eukaryota; Fungi; Ascomycota; Eurotiomycetes; Eurotiales; Aspergillaceae. The record is from RefSeq and is a predicted model, not a curated record. Bases 1 to 858 code for a protein of 285 amino acids. Gene Ontology annotation, molecular function: oxidoreductase activity. The transcript is spliced from 2 exons.